AUGGGUGCUGAAGUCAUCGAACAACAGGAGGUGUCAAUCAAUGACGUUGCCGACAAUGAGCACGUCACUGUAGUUGCCACAACAGUCACUCAGCCACAUCACUCUCUCGACCCAAUCUCAAUCAGAGGCAAGAUCUGGGCAUUCUCAUUCGUCUUUUAUCAAGCUUUGCUCUGUGUCUUUAUGUUCAACCCACAAGGUCUUUGGUGGAUUGCUGUUGUAGCUGGAUAUAUCUCUGCUACAUACUCAAUCUUUAGCAGACGUCUAUGUUUGGUAUAUCUUCACUUUGGUCUAUCAUGUCUCCUUUACAUGCUCCUCGUAUUCUAUUGCGUGACCAUGUCCUAUGCCUUUGGUUACUACGUCUCUGCUGGUUGGUCUGUCAUGUCCUUCAUCUUCUCCCCUCAUUGA
Messenger RNA from Acytostelium subglobosum LB1, 405 nucleotides. RefSeq lists its product as hypothetical. Lineage: Eukaryota; Evosea; Eumycetozoa; Acytosteliales; Acytosteliaceae. The transcript is spliced from 2 exons. The coding region runs from base 1 to 405 and encodes 134 amino acids. The record is from RefSeq and is a predicted model, not a curated record.